CAAUUGUCACACAGCAAUGGAUAUCGAAGGCAGAUUACUCUUCCUCCUCGCUCUCUUUAUAUCAGGUGCUCUCUCAGCUACCUUUACUUUCACAAACAAGUGCUCAUACACUGUCUGGCCUGCAACAUUGGCCGGUGGGGGAACAUCUCAGCUAUCCCUAACCGGAUUCGAGCUGACUGCCGGUGCUUCAUCAUCACUAGAAGUCCCUGUUGGAUGGUCUGGUAGAUUCUGGGCUCGAACAUUUUGCUCUACCACCGGAAAUUUCAACUGCAGCACCGGAGAUUGCCACACUGGUCAAGUAGCUUGCAAUGGAGCCGGUGGCGCCGUACCAGCCACCUUAGUGGAAUUCACACUAGGGGCUCAUAAUGGUGACCUAGAUUUCUAUGAUGUGAGCCUUGUUGAUGGUUUUAACCUGCCUGUAUCAGUGACUCCACAAGAAGGCAGUGGCAGUGGCUGCAACUCCACCAGCUGCCCUGCAAACAUCAACUCAAUAUGCCCACAGGAAUUGAGUGUCAUGGACCCUAAUGGGACUGUAAUUGGUUGUAAGAGUGCCUGUAUCGCUUUCGGCGAUCCGAAGUACUGCUGCACAGGAGAUUAUGGUGGUCCGGCGACUUGCCCACCUACUAAUUAUUCUAUGAACUUCAAGAAACUGUGUCCUCAAGCUUAUAGCUAUGCUUAUGAUGAUCGGACGAGCACGUUUACCUGCAUGGGUGCCAAUUACCGUAUCACCUUUUGCCCUUAGAAUGGAAUACAUGAAGCAAAUUGAUCUGAGAUGGGCUUAUUGCUUGAUUAUUUUAGAUCAGAUGGAGUUUAUUAUAUGAAUGUAUUUCAGAUUAUGUCUUAUUAAGAGUCUCGCUUUGCUGAUGGCAAUGUCGAAAGUAGGGAGUGGAAUUUAGUCUUGUAUUAAUCUAGGUAUCCCCCAACUAAUAUUUAUCAAUGUGGGUGGACCUAAUAUUUAUGUACUUCAGAUUAAUGUAGAGGUGAAAUGCCUAUAAAAAAAAAAAUGUGAAAUGGGAUAUAUGAAUAAACAAGUUUAAGAACA
This is a messenger RNA of Macadamia integrifolia, 1042 nucleotides long. RefSeq names its product thaumatin-like protein 1. The transcript is spliced from 2 exons. Gene Ontology annotation, biological process: defense response. NCBI's taxonomy places the organism in Eukaryota, Viridiplantae, Streptophyta, Magnoliopsida, Proteales, Proteaceae. Gene Ontology annotation, cellular component: extracellular region. Bases 17 to 742 code for a protein of 241 amino acids. The record is from RefSeq and is a predicted model, not a curated record.